AUGAGAAGUUCCACUCUUUUAUCCCUAGACGCAUUUUCCAGAACUGAAGAAGAUGUUCGUGUUCGUACAAAGACAGGUGCUCUUAUCACAUUAGGAUGUAUGGGUAUUACAUUCUUACUAUUACUAAAUGAAUGGCUUCGAUUUGGUAUUAUUGAAACUAGGCCAGAAUUGGUAAUUGAUAGGGAACGCCAUUUAAAAUUGGAUUUGGAUUUGGAUGUUACAUUCCCCAAUAUGCCAUGUGAUUUGAUUAAUUUGGACUUAAUGGAUGAUGCAGGAGAGAUCCAAUUGGAUAUUUUGAGUUCAGGUUUCACUAAGACAAGAUUAGAUUCUCGAGGAAAUGAAUUGGGUACUUUUGAUUUCGACCUUUCCAAAGAUAUUUCAGAAUAUCCACCCGAUGAUGAUAAAUAUUGUGGUCCAUGUUAUGGUGCACUUGAUCAGUCAAAUAAUAAAGAUGAUAUGCCAAUGGAUGAAAAAGUAUGUUGUCAAACUUGUGCAGAUGUCCGUCAAGCUUAUUUGAAUGCAGGUUGGGCCUUUUUUGAUGGUAAAGAUAUUGAGCAAUGUGAAAGAGAAGGUUAUGUGCAACGUAUAAAUGAUCAUUUGAAUGAAGGCUGUAGAAUUCAAGGGAAUGCACGUUUGAAUAGAAUUCAUGGUAACGUUCAUUUUGCUCCAGGUUUAGCAUUCCAAAACCGUAGAGGUCAUUAUCAUGACACUUCCUUAUAUGAUAAAAAGACAGAAUUGACUUUCAAUCAUAUCAUCAAUCAUUUAAGUUUUGGUAAGCAUGUUAAACCAGGUAUUGGUAGUAAGUUUUCAGCAGCUUCUGUAUCUCCAUUGGAUGGUCAUCAGAUGAUUUUAAAUGAUGAUCCACACAAUGUUCAAUUUAUUUAUUUUGCUAAGAUCGUUCCAACAAGAUAUGAAUAUUUGGACAAGGAUGUUAUUGAAACUGCUCAAUUCAGUACAACUACACAUUCGAAGGCAUUAAAUAAUUUGGCAGAUGAUAAAACUACUCCCAAGCCAAGCCGUCGUAGUGGUACACCUGGUCUAUAUAUCAAUUAUGAAAUGUCGCCAUUAAAAGUCAUAAAUAGAGAACAACACGUUCAAACAUGGGUCUCAUUCAUAUUGAAUUGUUUAACCUCUAUAGGUGGUGUUUUAGCCGUCGGUACGGUCAUCGAUAAAAUAUUUUAUAGAGCACAGCGUACAAUUCAAUCUACCAAGAAGAAUUAA
Molecule: messenger RNA, 1221 nt
Organism: Henningerozyma blattae CBS 6284
Lineage: Eukaryota; Fungi; Ascomycota; Saccharomycetes; Saccharomycetales; Saccharomycetaceae
Gene: ERV46
Product: retrograde cargo receptor ERV46
Exons: 1
Coding region: 1-1221 (406 amino acids)
Biological process (GO): retrograde vesicle-mediated transport, Golgi to endoplasmic reticulum; endoplasmic reticulum to Golgi vesicle-mediated transport
Cellular component (GO): COPII-coated ER to Golgi transport vesicle; Golgi membrane; endoplasmic reticulum
Source: RefSeq, a predicted model, not a curated record